CUGCGUCAAAUAUGGCAGUUGAAAGAACGUAGAAUGUACCGAUAACGAACUAUCAAUUAGAUGUGCCAACGAAUGUAACCAAUUUCAUCAUAUCACGCUGUACUAAUUCAGAUCACUAAAUAACUGCUAUCAGAUAAACAAUGUACAAUGACAUAAAUGCACAAAUCAGGUAAACAAUGUAUGAUGUCAUCAAUUCCGAUGUUUGCCUCUAUAACCAUUUAGCGCUUCUUCAUGUAACAAAUAAUUCAACAAACACGUAGGUGGGAUAGGGAGAGUUUUUUAAUGAACAGAAUUUCUGUGAUAUAUAAUUUUGACUUUUCUUUUUCCAUGGAUUGGAUCAUCAAUAUAUGUAGCGUUAUCAAUGGUUUCUUUUAAAUUCAUUCAGGCCUGCUCAAAUGUUCUUCAUAAACAAUGCAUAAAAUGACUUUUAAGAUAAAUGACAAUCGUUCUGAUAAAACCAUAUGACAAUACCAUAUGGAUAUGAAAUGAUAGUUCUUUUGAUAUAAUGAUAAUUAUUUGCUAAUGAUCUGAAAAAUACGAUCAAACCAGGUAGCAAAAAGUUAGAGAAAAUAAACAUUGACCGUUUGCAUAUAUGUCUAGAAAUAAUGGCAUCAUAAAUCAAAAGUCUGUACAUUGACGUCAGUUAUUUAAAAUUUUAGUUUUUAUUUGAUACGAAAGAAAGCUCUGUAAGGAGGCGUGACUACAGAAUUGGAUUAUAUUUCCAACAACUGCAAGGUAUACCUGAUCAGGGAAAUAUCUCGUUCUGUCUACUUCGUUGUUAGAUAAUUUCAACUCUCAUCAUGUUCCGAUACCUUCUGGUUUUCUCGUUGGUCUUUUUAUUGAUUACGGAGGACGUAUGCGCUUGGGGAAGAUUAAGAAGAAUCUGGAGAAGAAUUAAAAGGGGGGUUAAAAAGGUGACAGAAGUCAUAGCUACUGCUAAAACUGUCUCGACUAUCGCUAAAGCAGCUGCGGUAACUUUAGGCAAAAGAUCCACAGAUGAUGACGUGCUCAAAUUGGACAUCUGUCAAUUUUCAUCUUUUGAUUUGGACAAUGACGACAACAUUAGCGACUCAGAAAUAUCCAUCCUUAUUGAAAUGACUGGGAUGAUGGAUCUUGAUGAAUUCUUUGAACAACUUGAUAUAAACAAAGAUGACAAAGUCACAAUUGAGGAGCACACCAAUUCCAGACUUAUCAAGGAGGCAUGUUCAUGAUGUGAAUUGUUUCAAUCCGUGCAUAAAUCUUGUUGAUGUUCGUUUCUUUAAUGCAUUUGAUAGACUGUUUAAACUUAACUUUUGAAUAAACAAAUUUAUUUUUCA
Messenger RNA from Ostrea edulis (European flat oyster), 1316 nucleotides. RefSeq lists its product as uncharacterized. The record is from RefSeq and is a predicted model, not a curated record. Gene Ontology annotation, molecular function: calcium ion binding. NCBI's taxonomy places the organism in Eukaryota, Metazoa, Mollusca, Bivalvia, Ostreida, Ostreidae. The transcript has 4 exons. Bases 801 to 1211 code for a protein of 136 amino acids.